AUACAGAGUAAAGGUGUAUAAAAACAGAUAUUUGUACAAGUCUAUCUCGAUUGUAAAACCUAUCGUAAAGAAUGAAAGGAACCGUUAUUUUACUGCUGUCAUCAGUCUGUGCCUUUGCGCAGUAUGUACCACAAGGCCCUAUUGCUGAUCAGCCGUCUCGACCAAAGCCGGGAUCUUGCCCUGUGUCUGAUAUAAUCACCACAUGUGAAUGCAAUCCAGCAAAUGAACUGUGUCAAGGGGACAACAAAUGUCCUGGAGUACAGAAGUGUUGCUCCUAUGGGUGUGGUUGUAGGACACAUUGUGUUAAUCCUGUAGGAGUAGGAUCAGGGAACGUUUGUGUAUACAAUGGCAGGAAGUACAAAGUAGGAGAACGUUUUCCUUCUGAGGACGGGUGUAACACGUGCACGUGUAAUUCUAAUGGCGGAGUCGGGUGCACAGAAAAAGCUUGUAUUGGCCAGGACAUCUGUUCCCUACCGAAAGUUGUCGGCCGCUGUCGGGCAGCCUUCAGACGUUGGUGGUUCAACACACGAACAAAUCGCUGUGAGAGAUUUAUCUAUGGCGGAUGUCGGGGAAACGAAAAUAAUUUUGAGUCGAGGAGGGAAUGUGAGCGUCGAUGUAGAAACAGAGCAUAUCCUCAGGGUCGACCCGGCCGUAGCCCUAUUGCAUAGAAGAUAAUACCAUUGGAGAGAUAUUCUUUAUUUUGUAAAAGUUUUGUACCCUUUAACUAUGUUACUUCAAUAUUUGAAAAUAAAAAAAUAUAAAAAA
Molecule: messenger RNA, 765 nt
Organism: Saccostrea cuccullata (small rock oyster)
Lineage: Eukaryota; Metazoa; Mollusca; Bivalvia; Ostreida; Ostreidae
Product: papilin-like
Exons: 6
Coding region: 72-668 (198 amino acids)
Biological process (GO): negative regulation of peptidase activity
Cellular component (GO): extracellular region
Molecular function (GO): serine-type endopeptidase inhibitor activity
Source: RefSeq, a predicted model, not a curated record